AUGCAACAUGCUCAAUUUUUAUUUGCUGUACAAAAUUUAUCUACUCUGAUACAAUUCGUACCUUCAAUUUCAUUUCAAGUGGAUGUUUACCACACAAAAAAAGAAAUGCUGCAACAUAUUUUCAAAGCUCUAAUUUUAUUUAAUGUUCUACUGAGGCGCUGUGGUUCUAAUGCUCAAAGUAAACACUAG
This is a messenger RNA of Clunio marinus, 189 nucleotides long. The record is from the annotation of a GenBank genome assembly. NCBI's taxonomy places the organism in Eukaryota, Metazoa, Arthropoda, Insecta, Diptera, Chironomidae.